ACUCAAUCACGAGGUGUAUUGGUGCAAUACAUUCUGUUGAGAUUGCGUUGCUGUUGCUUUUGCUUCUGCUAAUGUUACAGUAUAAGCCACAAUUCAGGGUAUGGCAUGCCAGCACAGCGGAUGGCGAUUGAGGUCGCUGACGACGCGGCGUAGACAUUGGUGCUGCUUCCGACGCCGUUUCACCCUUUCACCGGAGCGCUGGAUCAUCUCAAGACAUGAGAGGGCUGAGCUAGAGUCUAGAGAGCUGCCAUCCCCUGAAGCCAACACGAUCGAGGCGGAUACGGAAUCUUUAGCCCGAUCAACGGCGCCGGCAUCCAAAGACCAAAGCUUUGCUAAAGAAUAUGACCUGCACGUCAGGGACUCGUGGAUUCCACAUACAUAG
Fusarium venenatum is the source of this 382-nucleotide messenger RNA. The record is from RefSeq and is a predicted model, not a curated record. NCBI's taxonomy places the organism in Eukaryota, Fungi, Ascomycota, Sordariomycetes, Hypocreales, Nectriaceae.